This is a messenger RNA of Schizosaccharomyces japonicus yFS275, 2038 nucleotides long. Its product is annotated as G1/S-specific B-type cyclin Cig2. Gene Ontology annotation, cellular component: chromatin. The transcript has a single exon. Gene Ontology annotation, molecular function: cyclin-dependent protein serine/threonine kinase activator activity; cyclin-dependent protein serine/threonine kinase regulator activity. The record is from RefSeq and is a predicted model, not a curated record. Lineage: Eukaryota; Fungi; Ascomycota; Schizosaccharomycetes; Schizosaccharomycetales; Schizosaccharomycetaceae. Bases 106 to 1386 code for a protein of 426 amino acids. Gene Ontology annotation, biological process: regulation of cell cycle switching, mitotic to meiotic cell cycle; mitotic G1 cell size control checkpoint signaling; positive regulation of G1/S transition of mitotic cell cycle.
CCCAAACGCGUUACCCCCAGAUCGUGCCUGAUCUAGUCACGUAAACUCGCGACGCGACGCGUCUGCUUUAAAACAGCUGGAGCCCGCUCUCUUUCUUCCUAUGCCAUGAACUCUCACCAGGCGCUGCCAAUUCAGGACGAAAACCGUGUAAAGGGUCCGCUGAAGCCCAUUACCAAGGCCACUGCUCGGCCUUUACGAGCUGCUCUUGUCGACGUUUCCAAUGUUGCCAAGCACCCCGACGGCCGGUCGAGUACGGCAGGUAAAGACAAACUAGGAGAACUUGGAGCUCCGUCUCGUAAACGAGCACUCCGGGAAUUGGACCCACACGAUGUUUCCCGACCCUCCAAGGGCGGCGUUCAGCAAGAAACGAGAAGUCGUUCUCGCGAAGGACGCGAUAUGAAAGAGCUGAAAGGCCGUGUUGAUGACUUUGGCCAGGAAGUCCACCCAAAACGAACCAAGCUGUCUGAAGAGGCAGACGAGGUUGCCCUGAGCAAGGAGAAUGCUCGUUUCGGUAAAAGUUCGGCCAAUUUCCCUGAUGUUGCCUCGAACCCGCUUAUGGUGGACGAGUAUACACACGAAAUCUUCUCGUAUGCUCUUCGGCUUGAGGAACGCUGCCGUCCAAAGGCAAACUACAUGGACGGACAGCGCGAAUUGACGUGGAAAAUGCGUGGUAUCUUGAACGACUGGCUCAUUGAAAUCCACGGUAGUUUUUGUCUUACACCCGAGACCUUAUUUAUGGCGGUCAACAUUGUUGAUCGCUUCCUGUCGCUGAGAGCAUGCUCUCUGUCUCGACUGCAACUCGUUGGAAUCACCGCGUUGUUUAUUGCGAGUAAAUACGAAGAAGUGAUGUGUCCUUCUAUUCAAAAUUUUGUCUACAUGACAAACGGCGGAUAUACCCAGGAAGAAAUGCUUGAAGCCGAACGCUACAUUCUGCGCACCCUCGACUACGACUUGUCGUUUCCUAGCCCCUACAACUUUCUCCGUCGCAUCUCCAAAGCCGACAGCUUUGACUACCAGACGCGUACACUGGGCAAGUACCUGUUAGAGGUGUACAUGUUUGAGCCUUCGCUUCUGCGUUACCGCCUGUCUGAGGUAGCUGCUGCUGCGAUGUACCUUGCCCGUCGUCUGUUGCGUCGUGGACCUUGGUCGUCUGAGCUUGUGGAUUGUUCCUGUGGCUAUGAAGAGGCUCGUCUGAAACCCAUUGCAUACAUUAUGCUUCAGUACCACAGCCGCGGCAUUGAGCACAAGGCUUUCUUCCGCAAGUACGCGAACAAGCGAUACCUCAAGGCAAGCAUCUUUGUCCAUCAGCUUGUCCGCAAUCGCUACUCGCCUUCUCACAAUGUUGACGAUGAGGCCAAUUCGGAGCCAUCCUCUUCGUUAGCUUGAACGGAUGAACCUAUGACCAUAAAGGAAAGUCGUCGUGCGUCUGAAUUUGCAGGAAAUCGUCUUGCAGUAACUAUGCACUGCUAGCAUGAACCAGUGUGUCCGCGAGUGAGUUCCUCUUUAUUGCAUUUCUUACCACUUUCUCCCUCUCUCUCUCUCCCUCCCUCUUUCUCCCUCUUCGCCCGUCCCCUCUCUCUUUGCCCUCAAAAACGUUUGUCCGACAGCGUUGAUGUAUUUCUUUUCUUCUUCCGUUUUCCAAUUGCCUUGUCUUUUCCCAUCUUCUCAUCGUUAUCCACACACACACCGUUAUCCUUACCGUCAUUUCUUCCACAACAUUCUCAUAUUCAUUUUAUUCAGUAUCGCUCGGCGGACGAAACCUUUGCAAUUCCCAGACGCUUAAUUCUGCUGUUCACACACGCUUUUCUAAUCGGAUUCAUUUCUUUCGCCGUGAUGAAAUCCACUCUUCUGUAAGACUUGCUAAUGUAACGCAAACGACCGUGUACCAUCUUUCUCGUAGGUUUGGUGUACCUACUCAGCAUCUCGUUUCUUCCCUUUUACUUUCGUAUUCCUUUGACAAACCUCUCUUAAAAAGACGUAUUUUUUACUUAUAAUAAAUUCUCAUUUCUGCAGCUAAUAGAAAAACAAUAUCCCGUAU